This is a messenger RNA of Onychomys torridus (southern grasshopper mouse), 1649 nucleotides long. It is a transcript of the gene St3gal1, whose product is annotated as ST3 beta-galactoside alpha-2,3-sialyltransferase 1. The coding region runs from base 270 to 1292 and encodes 340 amino acids. Gene Ontology annotation, molecular function: beta-galactoside (CMP) alpha-2,3-sialyltransferase activity. Lineage: Eukaryota; Metazoa; Chordata; Mammalia; Rodentia; Cricetidae. The record is from RefSeq and is a predicted model, not a curated record. The transcript is spliced from 6 exons.
UGGCAAAAGAGAUAGACCAUGCUGUUUACCAGAAGGAAGACACUACAGCUGCGUCUGCACCUCACGGACUACCCUCAUGGGCCACACAGAGAUAGCCAGAGCACAGACCUAGGCGUGUCUCCAACAGGUCAAAGUGUUCCCUAGCUGCCUCGGAGGCCUCCCCUUCCUGCUCUACUUGCUCCUGUGUCUCUGGGAUCCCCUCAGCUCCAGGCAGGGUCUCCUCUCUGCCACCCUCCCAAUAACACAGAGGGCCCGGCAAAGGGAUGUAGAUGAUGAACAUGAGGAAGAGGACCUUCAAGUGGCUCACCUUCCUCCUGCUUCUCGUCUUCCUCACAUCCUUUGUCCUGAACUACUCAAGCACGGUACUGUACGCUGCCUGGUUCUCCAAGCAGAUGGUCCUGGGGUUCUCAGACAACUUACACAAGCUCAUCAAGGCCCAGCCCUGCACCUGCACACACUGCAUCAGCCAGGGCAAGGUCUCCUACUGGUUCGACCAGCGCUUCAACAAGACCAUGCAGCCGCUGCUGACAGCCCACAAUGCUCUGAUGGACGAGGACACGUACCAGUGGUGGCUGAGGCUCCAGCGGGAGAGGAAGCCUAACAACCUGAGUGACACUAUCAAGGAACUGUUUCGUGUGGUGCCUGGGAAUGUGGAUCCCGCGCUGGAUAAGAGGUUGGUGGGUUGCCGGCGCUGUGCAGUCGUGGGAAACUCCGGGAACUUGAAGGACUCCUCGUACGGGCCUGACAUUGACAGCCAUGAUUUUGUGGUAAGGAUGAACAGGGCACCCACUGUGGGCUUUGAGGCAGAUGUUGGGAGCAGGACCACCCACCAUCUUGUGUAUCCUGAGAGCUUCCGGGAGCUGGGAGAGAAUGUCAGCAUGGUCCUGGUCCCCUUCAAGACCACCGACCUGCAGUGGGUGGUCAGCGCUACCACCACAGGCACCAUCACUCACACCUACGUCCCCGUGCCCCCGAAGAUCAAAGUGAAACAAGAGAAGAUCCUGAUCUACCACCCAGCCUUCAUCAAGUAUGUCUUUGACAGCUGGCUUCAGGGGCAUGGGCGGUACCCGUCAACUGGAAUCCUCUCCGUCAUCUUCUCCAUUCAUGUCUGUGAUGAGGUGGACUUGUAUGGCUUCGGGGCAGACAGCAAAGGGAAUUGGCACCAUUACUGGGAAAACAAGACAUCUGCAGGUGCAUUCCGAAAGACAGGGGUGCAUGAUGCUGACUUCGAGUACAAUGUCACAACCAACCUGGCAGCUAUCAACAAAAUUCGCAUCUUCAAGGGGAGAUGAUGCUGCGACCCACUAAGGACGGACACAUCUCGUCUCACCUCUCAACUUGCAGCCCCAGCAUCUCACUGAAGCUGCUCUGUUCUAGAAGCUUCCAGGGCUGAACUUGGGGUGUCCCCGGGCUUGCUGGCAGCCUCAUAUACCCUCGUUUUGGUUGCAUCUAUUUAGCAAUGUUGUCCAACUCUCCCAGGGUACAGAGCAAGGCUCUGGCCUGUCUAAGGUGGGAGCGCUUUCUCACUGCUGUCUCCUGGCUGGAGGAAAGUGGGAAGAUACUGGGAACAGUCUCACAUCCAAAUAAUGACAGUUAUUUUGACUUCUGGGGUGGGGGGGGGGAAAAUAAAUCCUGAAGAUUCCUAUGUU